Messenger RNA from Funneliformis mosseae, 4710 nucleotides. The record is from the annotation of a GenBank genome assembly. NCBI's taxonomy places the organism in Eukaryota, Fungi, Glomeromycota, Glomeromycetes, Glomerales, Glomeraceae.
AUGACGAUAAUAUUAAUUAAGUCGUUUGCCGCAGUAAUCCUAGCGAUUUUUCAGUUCUUGGUGAUAGUAACAGCACAACGUGCUCUUGAUGGACAAUCAAAUAAUUUAAAUGACCCAAAUGCUGGUACACCUCAAUCACCAUAUAAAAGAGAUAUUGGAAAACAAGCGUGGCAAGAUGGAAUAGACGCUAUGAUUACAACUCCUGGAGAUUAUACGGCAGUUGUACCAAAAGGAAAUGGUGCUUGUGCCGUUCCUGCAUUGGAAGGAUUAUUUCCUCUUCCAAGAUGUGUUAGUAAUUUGGUUAAUGGAUUACAAGCUAAAUUAGGUGACGAGUUUGAAUUAUCGAUUCAGGACACAAAAAAAUCAAAGAGGAAAAACUCUCAUAUGUUAACAUUUUGGGGACAAUUCGCGAACAUGGACGUUAUGAAUACUUUGUUCAAUGGAGAAAAUUUUCCUGCCGGUAUAUUUAUUCCUUCAGAUGAUGCAACCUAUACAUCAGAAUACGUUUUGGGUCCUUUAAUUCCUACGGUGCAACAAGAAAGUUUCCCAUUUAAUAGAACAAAAGGAGCGAGUAAUAGGAAUGGGAUUAAUGAGGUUACAUCAUUUCUUGAUGGUUCACCAAUAUAUGGAGUUACGAUAGAUCAAUCAAUGAAAGUUCGUGAAGGAGUUCGUGGAAAACUUAAAUUAAACUACGAUGAAAGCACCGAAGAUGGUAGUUUUGGAUACCCGCCUGUCAAUGAUAAUGGGGAAUAUGCCUUUGCAUUAACUACACGUACAGGAAAAAAUGUAUUCGUAGAUACCAUCAUGCUUAUCCUUAUGAGAGAACAUAAUCGCAAAUGUGACUUAUUAUUCGAGAUACAUGGGGAUACUUGGAGCGAUGAACAAUAUUUUCAAGAAGCAAGAAAAUGGGUCAUUGCAAUCAUCCAAAGGGUCACUUCGCUUGAAUACCUUAGUAUAGUAUUAGGAGCUCCUUUACCUAAUUAUUCAGGAUAUGAUUCUGCAAUGACGCCAGCAAUAGAUACGUUCUUUUCAACGGUUACUUCUCGUUAUGCGCAUUCCGAAAUAAGUGAUGUAUAUAAUAUAGUUGAUGAAUCUGGUUAUAAACUUACUGAAUUGCCCCUUAGGUCACUUAACACCCCUAAGCUCAUUGAAAAAUAUGGGGUUGCAACGUUGGUUCUUUCGAUGGCCCUUCAAAGACAAGAAGAAAUUGAUAUUUUCUAUGCUGAUCAAAUGAGAGUUCUGGUUAACGCUAAAACUGGAAAGACUACAGACGUUGCAAGUCUAGACAUUGUAAGAAGUCGUGAUCGAGGAAUGCCAUUAUAUAACGAUGCGAGAGAGGCAUUAGGAUUAAAAAGAAAAACUCAAUUCACAGAAAUUUCAUCAAAUACAGAGGUACAAGAACGUUUACAAAAAGCUUAUAAAAGUGUGGAUCAAGUCGAAUCUUUCAUAGGAGGUUUAGCUGAAGAUCAUGCAAAAGGAUCGAUUUUAGGAGAACUCUUUCAUAAAAGCUUCACUCAACAAUGGAAUUUGAUUCGUGAUUCGGAUAGAUUUUGGUUUGAAGGAAAUAAUUUAGGAUUUACACGUGACGAAAUUAACGAAAUUCGUAAUAUAACUUGGCUAUCAGUUAUUCAAAACAACAUUCCCAAAGGUUUUGUGUUUCCAACAAAUAUUUGGAGCGUUCAACCUAUCUCAACAUUUAACACAUCUACAAUUGAGGAGAAUAAGCCUGCGCAAGAUGAUUAUCCUGAACAAAAUGUUCUUAAAUUAAGUGAAGUUUAUGAGAUUAGAUGGAAAAUUAACGAUAAAAACAUUGAUUUUAAAAUAACAAUGCUGAGUUCAAAUGCAUGGUUCGGAUUGGGAUUUAAUCCUUCAGAUACCGGAAUGAUUGACGCUGAUAUGAUAAUUAUAUGGAACAAAAACGAUUCAACUUUAUCAAUAAAUAACUACCUAUCCAAUCAAUAUGAACGACCUAAAGAGGAUCCGAACCAAUUUGUAGAACAAAAAAAUACCCCUACUGUAUUAAGCGGUUUUACUCAAGUUGAAAUUACACGACCAUUAGUUCCUCCAAAUGGACGACCUCCAAUUUCAAAUAAUGUAAUUACAAUGAUUUAUGCUUGGAAUCCAAAUUCAAAUGAGCUAUCUUAUCAUGGAGGAAAUCGUGGAGCAACCAAAGUUAAUUUCUUUACAGGAGGAGGAUCUGUUGCUAAUGUUUCUAUUCAAAAUAUUCAGGAUACUCGGUUCAUUCAUGGAAUCGCGAUGUUUUCAGCUUGGGGUAUUCUAUUUCCUGCUUCGAUAUUUAUUGUUCGAUACUUGAAGCACGUUGAAACAUACAUGUCCCGGCAUCGUAAUUUACAAAUGGUUGGAGGUUUAAUCGUAAUUACUUUUGGAGCUGCGGCCAUGGCGACCGUCUCUAAACAUGGAAGUAAUUCGCACGACAUUUUGGGAUUGUUAAUUUAUUCCACUAUAUUCCUUCAACUUGGAUUGGGUAUCCUCGCUAUAUGGGGUCUUGCCGCAGUUGAAUCAGCUAGUACAGGAAUUGUUGUCGGAUUAAAACAUCUUCAUUUUUAUUUAGGCUUCGUAAUAAUGAUUCUUGCUUGGUGUCAAAUAUACGUUGGAUUAACCUUAUAUUCAAAACAAUUUAACGUUGUGUCAUAUACAUGGAGAAUACUUUAUUUGAUUUGGUUGGCGGUCGUGGUAGCAAUAUAUGUUAUAGCGGAGUAUGUUUAUAAAUAUAAGAAUUUGCAAUUCUUAUGGCCACUUAGAGAAAAUGGAGAUAAAAACAAACGCCUUUAUAAUCGUAUACCGGAAGAUGUUUUUGAACAAUUACCAGCAAUAAGUUGGAAUGAUUUUAAUUUAAGGGUUAUGGCAGGAGCACAUCUAGUAGUAGCGGAAGGGUUAGUAUUUGAUAUACAUAAAUGGUUUAAAAUACAUCCAGGAGGACAAAGGAUAUUAAGGAGAGUAAUUGGUACCGAUAUUACACAAGACUUUUUCUUUGACCCUACAGAUCAAAUAGUCAUUAAUAGGGCAUUUUCAGAAAAUGAAAAAAUAAUGAAACAAAUUGAAGAAACUAAAGAUGUAAAAAGUUUAAAGAAAAGGAAAUUACCUCAAGCAAUUCGACCUAAAUCGAUAGCCAAUACCGUGGAUUUAAUUAAUAGUACAACAUUUAAAAAUUCGAGGGUUGCGAUGCAUCGUCAUUCAAAAUUUGCUACGGCCAAAUUAGCUACUUUGGUGGUAGCAAGAAUAUCAGAUUCAACAGAGGAUUAUGGACAACAAAAGAAAGAUGAUGAUUUUAAUCCAAUUUCUUCCAUGACCCCAAUAAUUAAUGCACCACCUACACCACAAAAUAAUUCACCUUAUAUAUUUAAAAGAUAUAUUUUAACUAAUAUCGAAUAUGCUACUAGACAUGAUGCUGAAAAUCCUGUUAAAAAAUUAACCUUUCAAGUCAUUCAUCCAAAAGACAAGUUGCCAAAAUUUCUUCCCGGUGAUUAUAUUGAAAUCAUGAGUUAUGUUAACAAACAUAUGGUAAUCAGACCAUACACUCCAUUACAAGGUCCUUCUGAUAAAACAUUUACAAUAUUGGUCAAGAUCUACAAGGAUGGUGCCAUGUCACAACAUUUGGAAAAACAACUGAGAAAUUUCGAAAUAGCUGUUCGAGGACCAUUUGAUGUAGCAGAUAGGAUGUAUACACCGCCACAGGUAUCCCCAUAUCAAGCAAGUAAAAUACCAACAUCACCGAUAAUCAGACCAUCAAGUCCCAAUUCCACCGCUAACCUUAUGUAUGGGAAUAGUAAUACGAGCUUAGCUCGUAGUGCAACGUUAUUAAGACAAAAUAGUGUAAGCAAUAUUCAACGUAAUUAUCAACCAAGUAAUUUUGGUUUAGAUAGUGUUUAUGGUGAUGAAAGUUAUUCGGUGAAUGGUAAUAGUGAAGCUCACCAACCGUCUAAUGGUGGUGUAAUAAAUAAUAGGGUAUUAUUAAACCCUGCUAGGGAAGAUCAGUGUUGGGAUACAUUGUUUAUGGUUUGCGGUGGUACGGGUUUAACCCCUAUGCUUCAAUUGAUUCAAUAUCAUUUGGAUUGUGCGGAUAGUUUCGGGUCAACUUUUAAACUUCAUUUGCUCUGUGCAAAUACACAAAUAUCAGAUAUCAUCUCGAUGAAAUAUUUAGAUUUCCUUGCAUCAACAUCGGAUGGUAAAUUUACGGUAACUCAUACCUUAACAAAACCUCCACCGAUAUGGAGAGGAUUAUCAGGACAUUUAGACGAUAAUGUAUUAUUUAAUUGGAUAUCGAAAAAUUAUCAAAUACCACCUCCAGCAAUACCACCAAGAGUUAAUUUAUCCCAACCACAAACACCACAACAAAUGAUGUUAACUUCAUCAUAUAAUCCAAAUUUUAACGAAUCUCUAUAUAAUUAUUCGGCUGCUACACCACCUCUUUCAUCACAACAACUACCCGCUUCAAAUAUAUCUAUGGAUGGUAGUGAUGGUAACCCUAUGAGAAAUAGCAUACAACCUUUUGCGUUUAGUAAUUUUCAAUCAAAUAAUGAAAUGAAUGUAUUAUCUGAAAGGCAAGAAUUUAUGAGAAUGUUAAGUCAAGAUGCCACUCAAUCUUGUAGAGUUGCCGUUUGUGGUCCUUUUGGCAUGAUGGAAGGUGUUAGAAGAUCAUUGGAAAGGAUCGGUUUCCCAGUUGACGCAAAAGUUUUAUUUAUUCAAUAA